Molecule: messenger RNA, 3214 nt
Organism: Colossoma macropomum (tambaqui)
Lineage: Eukaryota; Metazoa; Chordata; Actinopteri; Characiformes; Serrasalmidae
Gene: fkbp10a
Product: FKBP prolyl isomerase 10a
Exons: 11
Coding region: 333-2021 (562 amino acids)
Molecular function (GO): calcium ion binding; peptidyl-prolyl cis-trans isomerase activity
Source: RefSeq, a predicted model, not a curated record
UCUGCUAAUAUCAACUUUUACAACUUUAAAGGAGGCAGCGCAGGGGCGCGCUCUGCUGGAGACCACCGCGCACGACUACAGCAACCUCCACGAAGAAGGAGAGCCGCGUUUACGAGAAAGGGGCGGGCUCUUCUCCCGGAAACACGUCACUUUUGAGAUGAUCUCAGCGCGUGCUGCAGGGCUGCAGUUUGGGUCUUUAACUCUCAGGUCAGAGGGUUAGAGAGGAGGAGGAAGAGAAGGCAGAAGAGAAAGAAGGAAAAGAGGGAGGUGUGUGUGUGUGUGUGUGUGUGUGUGUGUGUGUGUGAGUGAGUGAGUGAGAGAGAGAGAGAGAAAUGGAUGUGAGGAGUGUGUUUCUGUGUGUGUUGCUGUGUGUGCGGUGUUGGGCGGGGCCUGUGGAGGAUGUGAAGAUUGACAGGUACUCGUUACCCACGCUGUGUGCGCGCGAGGUCCAGCAGGGGGACUAUGUCCGGUACCACUACACAGGAACCUUCACCAACGGAACCAAGUUCGACUCCAGUUUAGAUAAAGGUGCUCCGUUUAUGGGUCCAGUUGGUUCUGAGAGUAAAGUAAUUCCGGGUCUGGAUAGAGGAGUUCAGGGAAUGUGUGUGAACGAGCGGAGAAAAAUCACCAUCCCCCCCCACCUGGGGUACGGCGUCACCGGAGCAGGGUCCGUCAUUCCUCCUGAUACGACGCUGGUGUUUGAUGUCGUCCUGUUGGAUGUUUGGAAUAAAGCUGAUAAAGCUGAGAUCCGGACGCUGUUCAGGCCGCAGAGCUGCAGACGCUCAGUCCAGCGCAGCGACUUCGUCAGAUACCACUACAACGGAACCCUGCUGAACGGAACCGUGUUCGACUCCAGUUACUGGAGGAACGUUACGUACAACACGUAUGUGGGUCAGGGGGAGCUGAUUAAGGGGAUGGACGAGGGGCUGCUGGGAACGUGUAUCGGAGAGAGACGCUCCGUCAUCAUCCCACCAUUCCUGGCCUACGGAGAGAAAGGAUACGGCUCGAAGGUUCCGGCAUUCGCGACGGUGAUUUUCGACGUGCUGCUGGUGGACGUGUUUAACGUGAAGGACGACGUGCAGGUGGAGGUGCAGGACGUCCCGCAGCCCUGCAGGAGAAAAGCGCAGGCCGGAGAUUUCAUCCGCUACCACUAUAACGGAACCUUCCAGGACGGAACGCCGUUCGACUCCAGCUACCAGCGGAACAGCACCUAUAACACCUACAUCGGUCUGGGUCACGUGAUCGCUGGGAUGGACAAGGCGCUGCUGGGAGUCUGUGUAGGGGAAAAGAGACGGGUCACCAUCCCCCCUCACCUGGCGUACGGAGAGAACGGGACGGGUUCUUUAAUCCCCGGCUCAGCUGUGCUGAUCUUCGACCUUCACAUCAUCGACUUCCACAACCCCUCCGACUCGGUGGACAUCAGGGUCACUCACACUCCGGCGGACUGCAGUGACACCUGCACCACUAACGACCUCAUCACCUACCGCUACAACUGCUCCCUGCUGGACGGAACACACCUCUACUCAUCGGACGACUACGCCAAGCUUCCACAGGUCACUCUGGGUCAGGGGACGGUGAUCGAGGGUUUGGAGAAAGGCCUGCAGGGCAUGUGUGUCGGAGAACGCAGAGAAGUGACCAUUCCUCCACACUUCGGCCACGGACAAGACGGAGGCUCAGGUGUGCCCAGCAGUGCGGUGCUGCUGUUUGAGCUGGAGCUGCUGGAGCUGCAGAGGGGCGUUCCUGAGGGAUACCUGUUCCUGUGGCUGGAGGACAGUCCAGAACCUCUGUUCCCCGCCAUGGACCUCAACCACAACCAGGAGGUUCCCUUAGAGGAGUUUACAGAGUUCAUAAAGCUGCAGGUGUCGGAAGGCAGAGGUCGCCUGAGGCCUGGAGUGGACGGUGACAUCAUCAUCAAAGACAUGUUCACCAAUCAGGAUCAAAACUCCGAUGGGAAGAUCACAGCGAACGAGCUCCGAGUGCAGACGGACCACGGAGAGAUCCCGGACCACGAGGAGCUGUAAAGCACCAAACACAGAACCUCAGCGUGUAGAACGUCUCAGAGAGAGAACCUUCAGAUCAUCAGUUCACUCUGAAUGAGCUGCAGGAGCUUAAACCGCAGAUUAAACUCGUUUCUUCCCUAAAUGACUAAAAACCCUUCAAUCAAACUUUUAUCAUCAGUUUAACCAACAGCAUGUAAACAAAAUUAAUCACUUGGAAUUAUUAUUAUUGUUAUUAUUAUUAUUAUUAUUAUUAUUAUUAUUAUUAUGAGAACACUUAAUCAUUAUCUAAGGAGCUUCCACUACCUACUCUCCUCCACCUGUACACCAGCGCAGGACAUUCUAGAGCUUAUCAGAACAUUUCAGACCAUUUCACAACAAUCCAGAACAUUUCAGAAAAAUCCAGAAUGUUAUAGAACAAUCUGGAAUAUUCCAGAACUUAUAGGACAUUUAGGAACAUCCCAGAACUGUUUAGAACAGCUUAGAACAACAUUUGAGAACAUAUCAGACCAUUUCAGAACAAUCUAGAACAUUUUAGACCACUGCAGAAUAUUUCAGAUUAUACAACAGUCCAGAACAAUCUGGAACAUUUCAGAACUUUUCCAAAAAAUAUUUAAUGUUAAUAAACAGGUGAGCUGGUUUUGUGUAACUGAGCGUUUGUGAAGCUCCUUCUGUAUUUAUAUGAACUCUGUUCUGAUUGUUAAUUUUAAUGAUUAAUAAUUGAUUAAAAGCAGAUCUGUGGAGUUUACAGUAAUGAUGAUGAUGGAGGAGACGGCGCCCCCUGCUGGGAGAAUAACAUGCCAUUGUCACUAAUCCACGUUACUAAAGUCCAGCCAGACUCUGUUCCUGACCACAGAUCUGUACUCUGAGUGUGACCGACUGAGCCGUCUGAGUGUCUGAGUGUAGAGAGUUUAAUAAGAAUCUGAAGCCAUAAUAAUCACAGAGUCCAGACCACCGAGGAUCAGUAACAGCCCCUCAGUGUGAACGUUAAUCAGAGUUUAUCAGCUGAUCUUUACUCUGAGUGAUGAUCAGGUUUAUAACGAAGACAGAAAUGUUUAUACCUGAUAUCAGGAUUUGAGUGUUUUGGAGAUUUUAACAGAUUUGAAAGAUUCAUUUGGUGCAAAACAAGAACCGUUUCAGCUUCUGGUGUUUUCUUAAACAUUUUUCUGAACUGCAGAACAGAAUAAAUGUUUUUCUAAUAAAGACAUUUAAACUGA